GCUGUUACCCCCAAUACCCGGCCACGUCUUCCCGCCUCCCGCAGGAUGAGUGUCGGCGCUCCGAGAGGCCUGGCCAGCUCGGGACAGAAGCCCAUCACGGAGAUCCUCCACCCGCUGUCCGCCGCCGAGGAGCCGCUCUCCCCGGGGCCAGAUGUCACCGUCAACGUUGGAGGGGACAAGGAAGCGGUGUUGACCAACGGCACGCCGGUGGAGACGUCGAGUCCUGCCUCGGCGUCCUCGCUGUUCAACAGGCUGCAGCUGGACGAUGACCUGGAAGCAGACGCCCGGGACCCUUACGCAUCCAUGGAAACCCGUGACCUUUUUGUCACAGUGGACGACCCAAAGAAACACGUGUCCACCAUGGAGACCUACAUCACCUACAGAGUGUCCACCAAGACAUCACGGAUAGAGUUUGACUUGCCAGAAUACUGCGUGCGACGUCGCUACCAAGACUUUGACUGGCUGAGGAUCAAGUUGGAAGACAGCCAGCCGACCCACCUCAUCCCACCGCUGCCAGAGAAGUUUGUGAUGAAGGGCGUGGUGGACCGUUUCUCGGAGGAGUUCGUGGAGACAAGGAUGAAAGCUCUAGACAAGUUCUUGAAACGAGUUGCAGACCAUCCCGUCCUCUCCUUCAACCCGCAUCUAAACGCUUUCCUGUCUGCCAAGGACCUGAACAAGCGUCAGGGUCUCGCCCUGCUGACCAAAGUGGGCGAGUCGGUGAAGCACGUGGCCGGAGGCUACAAGCUGCGGGCGCGGCCGGCCGAAUUCUGCGCCAUGGGAGAGUACCUGGACACCUUCAGCCAGAAACUGGGAACCAUCGACCGCAUCGCUCAGAGGAUCCUCAAAGAGCAGUCAGAGUACCUAACAGAACUGCGAGAGUACGGCACUGUGUACUCCAGCUGGGCGGGGUCAGAGGAGGAGCUGCGGCGCCCCCUGGAGGGCGUGGCCGGCAGCGUGACAACGUGCUGCGGAGCGCUGGAGGAGCUGAGUGACAACAUGAGCCAGGACUUUCUGCCAGUGCUCAGAGAGUACGUCCUCUACAUAGAGUCCAUGAAGAAUGUUUUGAGGAAGCGGGACCAGAGCCAGGCGGAGUACGAGGGGCGACUAGAAGCAGCCGUAUUGCGCAAACAGGAGGACAGAACGCCUAUACCAAUGGAAGUAGAGAAAUGCCAGGACAAAGUGGAAUGUUUCAACGCUGACCUGAAGGCGGACUGGGAGCGCUGGCAGAGCAACAAGAGACAAGACUUCAAACAGCUUCUCACCGGCAUGGCCGACAAAAACAUCAACUACUAUGAAAAGUGCCAGGCAGCGUGGGAGUCGCUCAUAACUCUCCUCCAGGACAAACAGACUGAGGACAAAACGAGCGAGACGAACUGAAACAUCACCUCAUGUCUCUGGCCCUUAUCUCUCUCUCUCUCUCUCUCUCUCCCUCUCUGUAACACACUCACACUCAUGCCAAGGAAAAGGACCAACCUGGGCAGCAGACUGAAACUGCUGGACUUUUGCCCCUGUUCUCUCUUCAGAUGAUUGUACAGAGGGGGAGUCGUCUCUCUCUCCACGAUCUGACCUGCAAAAGAGGUAAUGAACGGUGCGUUCAAGGACAGCAGCGAAA
This is a messenger RNA of Seriola dumerili (greater amberjack), 1612 nucleotides long. RefSeq names its product sorting nexin family member 30 (gene snx30). Lineage: Eukaryota; Metazoa; Chordata; Actinopteri; Carangiformes; Carangidae. Gene Ontology annotation, molecular function: phosphatidylinositol binding. The transcript has 9 exons. Bases 46 to 1377 code for a protein of 443 amino acids. The record is from RefSeq and is a predicted model, not a curated record.